AUGGAUCCCAGCGACCGUAUCGACUUCGUCAAUCCUCUUCUCGCCGUGCUCAAUGCAAAACCUGGUGCGAAUAGGUGAGUUUAUAGACGUUUUACAACUGCUGGACACUUUGCAACCGGCGGACGUUUCGCAACUGCAAUCCAUGUGAGAUCGAGUGCGGCUUGCUGGGCAUAAAUGAAUCUGGUGGACGCUUUGCAACCGGCGGACACUUCAAUGAUUACGGUUGCGAAACAUCUGUUUGCAAUGUGUCGAACGGUUGCGAAACGUCUCACCAGAACUGUCGUAUAUCUUUUUUGCUUUUCAGAACAGCAGACGGAUCCGGCGCCGAAGACCCAUUGAUCCAAGUGAACAGUCGGGGACCACCCAGUACGUUUUGCCACGUCAUCAACUAGAAUUUUGUUUUUAACUAUUCCAGAGGACUUUGUUCAGUGCCCGCACUGCCCUUUCAGAUCCAAAUAUCCGCAGCGGUUGGCAGCACAUUUGGUACGCCCACGCACUAAAAAAUUUAUAAAUCCGUCGAUUUUCAGCGAUCUCACGACCGAUAUCAAAGCAAAAUGUUCGAGUGUAACGUUUGCAAUGCGAAAUUUGGAACUCGGGUCAGUUUUCUGUUAUAUCUCGUCUGCCUGCAAAGAUAGAAGAUAGGUGUCAACUAACAAAAUGUUCCUUAUGAAAUUAUGUACAUUUUAUCAGUUGACAACUUUUUGAAAUCUCCAAAGACAGCUGAGAUAUAACGCUUUGAAUAUAGACCAACCUGGCGCGUCACCGCAAGGGACAUACUGGCGAGCGGCCGUUCAAGUGCCGAUUCUGCGGCAAACCAUUCAGGAGGUCCGAUCAGGUAAGUGCGCUCCACUGCACUCUGAGCGCGAAAUUUGAAUUUUCGCCAUAUUUUUGGCUCAAAAUGACACAUUUUCAGAUGGAAGAACACUGGAUGGCCCACGUUGACAUAGAAGGUCACUUUGAGUGUCCUGUGGCCGGGUGUCCCAAAAGUUUUGUUCGAAAAUGUGACCGGAAGGUGCAUUUGCCAACGCAUAACGUUUCAUGUACAACUCCGGAGAAAUGUAAAGGAUGCAACACGGAAUUCAUGAAUAUGCGACGACUUCACCUGCAUUAUGAGACGAAGCACGGAUCGUUGGUUAAGGUUUGAGAGAGCAUAUCGAUCUGAGAUUUAUUUUCUAGAUUCUUGACACCUUGAACUUUGUUUUUGUAGUUGACAACUUUUUUGUACGACAACUUCUAAGACAACUGUAGCUCUUGGAAGUUUGGACGCCACAGGAGGCGCGCUAGUCAGCGCCAACUUCCAAGAGCUACAGUAGUCCAGCGAGAGGUCGUAGAAAAAAGUGCUCAACUAGAAAAGUACAGUACUAGACAUGAAGAUACUGCUCAACAAUUUCUAGAACAAUGUGAACCCGUCGGGUCCAGUUACACGCGCUCAAAGUUGAAGAGCAAUUUUCAGACGAUCCCACCGUCAUCCUCGACAACUCCUUCACGGUCUUCGAGAAAAAGAAAGCAAAUGGGUGGGGCGACGGAGCCACUGGCGUUGAGUUUAUCGGAAAAAAGCGGUGCGAGCACAGACGUGUCCUCAAACAUUUCGUCAUUUGACACUAAUAUGGUGGGUUUUCAGGAUCCGAGCAUCCGAAUUUCUAUGCAUUCAAAGUUUUUGAGCAUUUAUGAGCUCUGAAACCUUCAAAAUUGGCCCAUUUUCACUAAAAAUCGCUCCUUUCAGACUCCGUGGUCCCAAGAAUCAAGUGAUCCACUCGGUCCAGCCGCGUUGCGGUCAAUUUUUACGAAACUCGAGGAGACUAAAGUAUGUGCACGAGUUAUCCCGCCCUACGCACUCAAAAUUGACACUCUUCAGUCAUUCGCCUCACUUUUGGCGUUGACAUCGGACAAUACGGUCGGCGAGCAGUCAGAUGAGCCGGAGAACGCGGCGGAAAAGUGUGAAUAUGUGAGGAAGGUGGUAAAAGACCCCCGAAUAUUGUCGUUUUGUCAGAAGUGCACCGAUUGCGGCAUCCGAUUCGACGACGUCUUCAUGUACCUCAUUCACAAGACGAUGCACACGGACGGAAAUGCGUUCAAGUGUGCAAUGUGUGGAGCUGAGUGCUCGGACAAGUACACUUUUAUGCUGCACACGAUCAACUCGGACCACAAGUUGUAUCCGGAUGAUAAUAAUGAUAUUUGA
Molecule: messenger RNA, 2179 nt
Organism: Caenorhabditis sp. 36 PRJEB53466
Lineage: Eukaryota; Metazoa; Nematoda; Chromadorea; Rhabditida; Rhabditidae
Source: the annotation of a GenBank genome assembly